AUGUCCAUGCACAUGCACAGCGCUACUGGCACUAUGGCCAUGAGUUCUUCCACGAUGGAUCAUGGUAGUAUGGACCAUGGCAGCAUGGACCACGGUGGAAUGGACCACGACAUGAUGGGCAUGAAUAUGUGGUUGACCACUAAAUACGAAGGAUACCCUGUUUUGUUCAAAGACCUAGUGGCCAACAACGGCGGUGAGGCUUUUGGUAUUUUCCUUCUCUUCUUCGUGGUGGCUUUCGUUGGUAAAGGCUGCGAAUUCCUCAAGAACUACUUGGAGCUGAAGGUAUGGAAUAACCCAAACUACCACCGUCAAACUACCAUCAUUGACGAAUGUGCUUGUGACGAUGAAGAAGCUGGUUCUGGAAAGAUUCUGGAUUCUCUCGAACGCACGGACAGACCUCCUGCCAGUCACUCGUUCUUCACCUACUUGAUGAGAGACUUGAUCAGAAUCAUUCUAUGCUUUAUUCCUGAGAUGUUCGGCUACGCCUUGAUGUUGGUGGCCAUGACGUUCAGUCUUGUCUACUUCUUCUCUGUCAUUUUGGGAAACACUUUUGGCCGCUUCUUCUUUGAAAAGUUGAGCAACAAACUUAAUGUUCUGCCCGGCGCAAACAACUUUGCCGGCCACCACUAA
This is a messenger RNA of Candidozyma haemuli, 630 nucleotides long. RefSeq names its product high-affinity Cu transporter (gene CTR1). Bases 1 to 630 code for a protein of 209 amino acids. The record is from RefSeq and is a predicted model, not a curated record. Gene Ontology annotation, molecular function: copper ion transmembrane transporter activity. The transcript has a single exon. NCBI's taxonomy places the organism in Eukaryota, Fungi, Ascomycota, Pichiomycetes, Serinales, Metschnikowiaceae. Gene Ontology annotation, cellular component: plasma membrane. Gene Ontology annotation, biological process: intracellular copper ion homeostasis; copper ion transmembrane transport.